This is a messenger RNA of Fusarium tjaetaba, 1644 nucleotides long. RefSeq lists its product as uncharacterized. The record is from RefSeq and is a predicted model, not a curated record. The transcript has a single exon. Lineage: Eukaryota; Fungi; Ascomycota; Sordariomycetes; Hypocreales; Nectriaceae. The coding region runs from base 1 to 1644 and encodes 547 amino acids.
AUGGAUGACGACUUAUUCGCAUACCAAGUCGACGGUAUUCAGCGCAAAAACUUCCGCUUAACUAGGCGCAUCAACAAUCUAGAUCAGCAAAUAGGAGGAACAGGAGACACCACCCGGGAAAUCAAGAAAUUCGUCAAUCAACUUUAUGACAGCAUCGCUGAUUUAGUCGACAUUUGCACCGAAUACAUCAACUCAGACACCCCACAUGAUCCGAAUAUCAGUCAAAAGAUUGCCUUUCGUGCUUGGCGUACUUUCUUUCGCCCUAUUGAGGCGCUUCGUCGAAUCCCUUCGUGUGGAGAAUUCGUUGCGGCACGAAUGUAUCUCUGUGUUGGAUGGGGUUUCUGUGAGGCUCCAGUCAAACUUGGUUUCGAUCGCAAUGACCUGGCCAGAGAAACAAAACCGUUGUACGAGUUCAUCGCUGAUCUUGACGACAUUCUCUUGGAGCCCUUGAAGGAGAUCUGGACGCUCAGCGCAAAUCGCGAGCGUUUCGACUGGGUGUACACAGAUUUUGACUGCCCAUCUUUCCGUGCGACGGUUGGAGCGCUUUCACCACAAGAACAAAAAGACCUUGGCGGUAUCCGACCAAAGGAAUAUUGGUACAACGACCCAACAGAGUCUACAGAAUGGGUUCCUUACACAGGAAAGAUGCCACGAUGGGACUGUGGUGAGAAUGACUACUAUUAUUGCGAUUGGACGUGGGAGGGUUCUGACGGCCCCAUCGAUGAAUGGCUAGAAUACAAAGUGCUGACCGAUAAUGAUCCUGACCGGAGCACAUGGCAUGGGAUUGAUGUCUUUCGCAGAUCACGCCAAUUCUGUCUGGAUGCCAGGCAAAAGUCUGAGGAGCAUAUCGGACGACAACAACAUCAGGCCUUCGACGAGGCAACUCGUGACCGUCUCCCUCCCGAAUUGCGGAAUCAGAUCCUAGGCCACAUCGAGUAUCGCGACCCAUUUCCAUAUCUAGAGAAGCUCGACCUCGUAGAGGCCUAUGCCCCUUUCCCUCAAGUCGGCGGAAGCUGCACCCAAUGCGAUACCAGCAAAGUACAAACAACAGCAAAGCGAACCUGUCCCCAGAAAGCCAUGCACGUAUGGAAUAUGGCCCUGCGCCGCUUUCACACCUUCCACAAGAUCAGCUGCGAAACAUGGUCACUUUGCUCCCACCACGACUGCAAAGGACACCACGAUGACUACAGCUGGAAAGUCGAUAGAGAUCCUGGCUUCACCGCAUAUCUCGAAUCUCAAGCUGCACGAGGUAACGAUAACUUUGUUUCCCUUGACCAAGUUGGCUUCGGGCCUAUGAACCCCAUCAAAAUAGACCCAGCAGAAGACUGGAUACGACACGAUAAGCUAUUCAGAGGCAAGGGUAUCUACAGCGAUGCACGCGACGAUGUACUCAUGAUCGGAGGUCUAGGAGGAUUGAAGGAUUCCAUGAUUCAUGGACGAACCUUGACAGAUGGAUGGGAGGGAGACACCGACCUAUUUUAUGACAGCAAGGAAGAGGGUGUCUCGGAUAUGCCAACUACGUGGCCAUACGGACGGGAUUUGUCCUCUGAGAAGGUCGCCAAAGAGGUUAUGAGAGAGUUGCACUCGGAAACUGAUUGUGAGCUGUGCGUUAAUGUGACGAACGUAUUUGAUUUGAUCAUGUAG